GUAUACCAGCAAGCAGCUGUGACCGCCCGAUCAACUUGAAGCCAUGCCGCCUACACCCUGUUCAUUGUGCCAUACCGCUAGAGCUCUUGUGAAGCGACCGAAAACUGGUCAACAGGUUUGCAAGGACUGCUUUUUCGAAGUUUUCGAGACCGAGGUACACAACACAAUCGUAGAGGGAGAAGGGAUUUUCAAGCGAGGGGAACGGGUAGCUAUAGGAGCUAGCGGUGGGAAAGACUCAACUGUUCUUGCACACGUCCUUUCAGUUCUCAACAAGCGAUAUGACUAUGGACUGGAUCUGUAUCUACUGUCAAUAGAUGAAGGUAUCACCGGAUAUCGAGACGACUCUUUAGAGACUGUCAAGCAAAAUCAAGCAGAGUAUGGACUUCCGCUCAAGAUCCUAUCUUACUCUGAGCUUUACGGGUGGACGAUGGACAAGAUUGUAGAACAAGUCGGCAAGAAGAACAAUUGUACUUUCUGUGGUGUAUUCCGUCGCCAGGCAUUGGACCGUGGGGCCGCCCAAUUAGGAGUCGACCAUAUUGUAACCGGACACAAUGCGGAUGACAUUGCUGAAACUGUCUUGAUGAACAUCAUGAGAGGCGAUAUUGCCCGUUUGGCGAGGUGUACAGCUGUUACGACCCAGUCUGAGGAUACGAUCAAGAGAAGCAAGCCUUUCAAAUAUGCUUACGAGAAGGAAAUUGUCAUGUAUGCGUACUUCAAAAAGCUCACGUACUUUUCAACCGAGUGUAUCUACUCUCCUGAUGCCUACAGAGGACAUGCCCGAGUUUUCCUCAAGGAUCUCGAAGCCGUCCGACCUAGCGCUAUUGUCGACAUCAUUCACUCUGGUGAAUCCUUUGUGCUUGAGCAAAGUGUACAAAGAGGUAUGAAGGCAUUGCAGACUUGUUUGCGUUGUGGUUACAUCUCUUCAAAUGAUCUUUGUAAAGCUUGCGCCUUGUUAGAAGGUCUUGAAUCGGGCCUUUCCCGUUCUGCCCUGCGUCAAACACAGGAGAGCACCUCUGCUGCUCCAGAGGGACAUCGUACGAUCCCCAUGUUUGAGAGAUAUGCUUCUCUGAAUGGUACACCGAGAACACCCCCGACACCUGCAGAGCCGGUGGAGGGUAUUGAGAGAGCGGUAAGAACUAUUGAAAUAGUUUAGACAGUUGGCGGGGAUUUUUGACGCAUCCUUGACAUCUGCAAAAGGCAUAGAGCAUCGAGCAUUGUAUGAUUACGGCACGAUAGUGUUGGUAGUGUAUGUAUUCUUAGCCUUUCCUUGCCUUGGCGUCUCCUAAUCACAUAUCCCUUUGGCCUCUGUGCCAACCGGUCUCACGGAUGAUGAUAAGGGAAACUUGCAUAACAUGCCGCGCUUACCAACAGAGUGACGUCUAUCCCGCAAAGGACUUGUGUUUUAUCUGCUCCUAAUGGCGAUGUACAGUGCAUCUCGUUCAUGCCCACUGAAAAAAAAAGCCGUUGUAUCAGAAGUAUGGAUGACUGCUAUCAGAAACACAAGAAUCACCGAAACGUCACUUUCCCGCUUUCCCUCACAUGUUUUGGUAAUCCGUUCCACCACUCCUUGAUACCCAAAGCCUUCUUACCCGCCGCCUUGAUCUCCUGAACUUCUAACCAACUGUCCCCAGCACAAGCUACGAAUAGUCGGCGUGACUUGCCUUGCCUGUAAAGUAUCCCAGUGCCGGGCGUUAUUGCUUCUGGUUGAUAAAGGGGCAUAGGAAGGGAGAGACGGGGGAUGGGAUGGAGAGAGAGGAUUUGGGCUGUUGUGUCG
Cryptococcus deneoformans JEC21 is the source of this 1774-nucleotide messenger RNA. Its product is annotated as mitochondrion protein, putative. The transcript has 9 exons. The record is from RefSeq and is a predicted model, not a curated record. NCBI's taxonomy places the organism in Eukaryota, Fungi, Basidiomycota, Tremellomycetes, Tremellales, Cryptococcaceae. Gene Ontology annotation, molecular function: tRNA binding. Gene Ontology annotation, cellular component: cytosolic tRNA wobble base thiouridylase complex; mitochondrion. The coding region runs from base 44 to 1153 and encodes 369 amino acids. Gene Ontology annotation, biological process: tRNA wobble position uridine thiolation.